UGGCGCGGCGGGCGGUAGGUGGAGUAACCCCGGGACCUGGACGGGAGCCUGGCCGGGUCAACCCCGACGAGCGGCUUGGACAUGGCUGUGUGGGUUUUGGGGGGCCGCCUUGGCCUCCGCGGGUGCCUCGCGGCCGGCAGGCUACUUUGUCCCCGUUUCCAGAGCCGCGGUUCCCCGGGCGUAGAAGACGGGGACAGGCCACAGCCACCCUCGAAGACACCCAAGAUCCCCAAGAUUUACACCAAAACAGGAGACAAAGGGUUUUCUAGCACCUUCACUGGAGAAAGGAGGCCCAAAGACGACCAGGUGUUCGAAGCCUUGGGAACUACAGAUGAAUUAAGUUCAGCCAUUGGGUUUGCUAUGGAAUUAAUUGCGGAAAAGGGCCACCCAUUUGCUGAGGAGCUUGAGAAAAUCCAGUGCUCCCUGCAGGACGUUGGCUCCGCCCUGGCGACACCCCGCUCCUCCGCCCGGGAGGCUCACUUAAGACGCACCACAUUUGAGUCGGGGCGCGUCCUGGAGCUGGAGCAGUGGAUCGACAAGUACUCCGGCCAGCUGCCCCCUCUCACGGCUUUCAUUCUGCCUUCGGGUGGCAAGAGCAGCGCUGCACUGCACUUCUGUCGGGCCGUGUGCCGCCGGGCUGAGAGACGCGUGGCGCCUCUUGUCCAGAUGGGUGAGACGGAUGCAGACGUGGCCAAGUUCUUAAACAGACUCAGCGACUAUCUCUUCACGCUAGCCAGGGGCGAAGACUGGCGAGAGGAACGCCACCGCUUAAAGGAAGGCAGUCCUGCCCAGCAGAUGGUGUCAAGGGCUGAGGGGACAUUCUCAGCUCAAGACAGUAAGGCCUUCCGCUUCCAGUGAGGCCGGCACAGACGGAUGUAGCCCCGAUGCUGCGCUUGGCUGGUGUAUGCUCAGAUCCAGGCGUGGCCGUGCUUUAUUCCACCUGUCACCGCCGCUCCCUCCUGCCGUGAAACGAGGCCGCCAGCGCCAGCUGUGUCCUUGGGAAGGGGAUGUGAUGGGGGCGGGAGGCAGCCUGGGCCCUGCAGAUUCCACGCUGCUAACGGCAGGAAAUGACUUGAGAGGGCAGGCUCGCUGUCGGCUGAGGUGCCUGUGAACUCCAUCCAGGGGUCACUCGGGCUGAGCGCCUGCUUAGCCUGAGGCACCAGGAGGCUCGAGGCUGGGAGGCUGGUCACAGCCGGCGUGUCCACCAGCAUCCAAACCGUCUUUGCUUUCGUUCCUACCACCUCACUGGGAAUUUUGCUGGAGGAACAGGCACAAGUUGUCCCUCCUGAGUCCUUUGUUCCCAGCAGGCUUCAGGGGCCCCGUAAGGCCGGGCAGAGCUGCUGAGGUGCCAGUGACCGAGAGUGACCGUGAACGGCCUGGUUCCCCCCGGGCCAGGGCGAGCGCCGGGCUGGUGCACGGCGGGCUCAGUGUUGGUGAGCAGCUGGAGCAGUGGAAGCAGCAGCCUUUCCGGAGGGCGGGGCCGAGCUGCACUGGGGCUGCGCCCGGGGGGUUUUGCUCCAAGAGCUGCAGCAACCGGCUCCAUGCACUCAGUCUGCGGCUCCUCAAGAUCUCCCCGGGAGGAGCAGGACACGGAGCAAAACAACAGUCCCGGCCCCGCUCCUAGCCACGGUGAACGCCCACGGAGGACGAGAGAAGCUCUUGAGGAAAUGCAGCCGCCUAAUGGGAAGCUCUUGGGAACAAGGCAUGUGCCUGUCCCAAAUCCCACCCCCCAGCCCUUGCUGGGAGGGACUGUCACAGGCCAGAUGUAACCCAGGUUCCCAGGCCCCCUCUGCAGCUGCCCCCCCCCAGCAAACAUUCCCUGAGAGACAGCCCGGGCGCAGGGCAGACUUGGCAUCUUGAGGGUGUGCCCUGUGCCACCAACCUGGGAAAACAGGAAUCUGCUUUCCUCCUCUGCAGCGCCCGACGCUGCCACCCUGGAGCCCGGGGCCAGAGGCAAAGUGUGCACCCCAUGCCCGCUUGUCAAGGUAGCCCCUUGUCUAGAACCCAGUCGGACAAGUUUGCAAGCUCCACAGAUGAAACACACGCCCCUCCCUCUCUAAAGCCCCAGUCGCCCGCCUGCACCACUGUCAGCCCUCACGCAUGACUCCCAGCGCCCAGUCAGGCAGGGUGGGAGAGGAAUGCAGGCUUUACUUAAAGCUGGUGCCUUGUGGAUCAGGGGUUCUUGUUUUUGCAUAAUUGUGAUUUUUAAAAGACUGUUUGAAAAAAA
Molecule: messenger RNA, 2227 nt
Organism: Myotis brandtii (Brandt's bat)
Lineage: Eukaryota; Metazoa; Chordata; Mammalia; Chiroptera; Vespertilionidae
Gene: MMAB
Product: methylmalonic aciduria (cobalamin deficiency) cblB type
Exons: 10
Coding region: 82-858 (258 amino acids)
Molecular function (GO): corrinoid adenosyltransferase activity
Source: RefSeq, a predicted model, not a curated record